AUGGCUGGGGAAAGAGGUACGGCGAAUAGUGUCGCGGCCACCGCUCUGGUGAUGAUGGUUGCCGUCACCUUGUUGGUUGAUGUGGCUCAAGCCGAGCAAUACAUUGUUGGUGGUGAUGGUGUUACUAACGGUUGGGACUUGCACUACGAUGCCAAUUGGGUUAAGGACAAGAAUUUCAAAGUGGGUGACAAACUCGUGUUCCUGUUUGACCUACGCUUCCACGAUGUGAUGGAGGUAAGCAAGAGUGACUACGACAACUGCCAACCCAACCCCAGAGAGAGCUGGAACUCUGAACCAACUAUUGUUAACUUAAAUGCAACAGGAACGCGUUACUUCAUCUGCUCUACAUCUGGGCACUGCAACAGCGGAAUGAAGAUUGCGGUCACCACCGGCAACUAA
This is a messenger RNA of Striga hermonthica, 399 nucleotides long. The record is from the annotation of a GenBank genome assembly. NCBI's taxonomy places the organism in Eukaryota, Viridiplantae, Streptophyta, Magnoliopsida, Lamiales, Orobanchaceae.